AUGUACUACCGGAAUGCUCAGAGCGCGCUGGUAGUUUACGAUGUGACUAAACCGGCCUCGUUUGUGAAGGCCCGUCACUGGGUCAACGAACUCAAGGCCCAAGCCAGUCCUGGCAUCGUCAUUGCCCUGGUCGGUAAUAAAGUGGAUUUAGUAGAAUCGGAUGAAGACGGCUCGUCAGGUGAUGCCGCUAAUGGCGACGGUUCAGCAGGGUCUGAAGGAGGGUCUGAAUCAGCCAGAAAAGUCGCUAUUGAAGAAGGAAAGGCUCUAGCAGAGAACGAAGAUCUGCUGUUUUUCGAAACAUCGGCCAAAUCCGGACUCAAUGUGCGUCAAGUGUUCCUGGCCAUUGCCAAUAAGAUCCCACAAGAAUCAGGUCGACGAGUAGCCACGGCCGUCAACGGAGCCCGCACCGGCGCCGAUGCCGGCGGUCGUGUCGACCUCAACACGCCCGCCACGGCCUCGUCGUCGCCAUCCGCAUGCAACUGCUAG
Messenger RNA from Sugiyamaella lignohabitans, 486 nucleotides. RefSeq names its product Rab family GTPase VPS21 (gene VPS21). Lineage: Eukaryota; Fungi; Ascomycota; Dipodascomycetes; Dipodascales; Trichomonascaceae. The coding region runs from base 1 to 486 and encodes 161 amino acids. Gene Ontology annotation, cellular component: endosome. Gene Ontology annotation, molecular function: GTP binding; GTPase activity. The record is from RefSeq and is a predicted model, not a curated record. The transcript has a single exon.